AUGGGUUCUUUCUCAGAUCCCGAGAAGCAUGCGCCUGUUGAAGAGUAUGGCCUUGGGUCGACACCACUGGUCAAUGCCGACAAGCUUGCUCGUCGCCUUUCGGGCCGACAGGUGCAGAUGAUUGCCAUCGGUGGUACCAUCGGUACUGGUUUGUUCCUAGGUACUGGCUCGUCUCUUGCCACCGGCGGUCCUGCCUCGAUGUUGAUCGCGUACGCGAUUUGCGGUGGAAUUGUGUUUAUUACUAUGCUGUCUCUGGGUGAGAUGGCAGCGUUUGUUCCCGUUGCUGGUUCCUUCUGUACUUAUGCGGGUCGGUACGUGGAUGAUGCUCUGGGUUUUGCUUUGACAUGGAAUUACUGGUUCAAUGAUGCUGUCUCAACGGCCUCGGAUAUCAUUGCUCUGCAGCUGUUGUUGGAAUAUUGGACAAACAAUUUUCCAGGUUGGGCAAUUAGUUUGAUCUUCCUCGUCAUUGUCAUUUGCCUGAAUCUUCUUUCGGUCCGGGUGUAUGGUGAGGUUGAAUAUUGGCUGAGUUUGCUUAAAGUCAUCACCAUUGUGAUCUUCAUCAUUCUCGGUAUCGUCGUGAACUGUGGUGGUAAUAAGGACCAUGAGUAUAUCGGCGGCAAAUACUGGAACAUGGGAGAGGCUCCUUUUGUUGGCGGCAUCGGUGGAUUUGCCUCCGUCUUCGUCACAGCUUCUUUUGCCUUUGGUGGUACCGAGUCUAUUGCCAUUACCGCUGGUGAAACGAAAAACCCUUCCAAGACCAUGCCCAAAGUCGUGCGCAAUGUCUUCUUCCGUAUUGUGCUCUUCUACCUGCUCUCCAUCCUACUCAUCGGCCUUAAUGUCCCAUACAACUACCCUGGUCUCGAUGAUGGGGACACCCGCACCAGUCCUUUCACUAUCGUCUUCGAAGAGGCCGGGAGCUCCGUUGCAGGUAGCUUCAUCAAUGCUGUUAUCAUGACCUCUGUCAUCUCCGCCGCAAACCACGCCCUCUUCGCCGCUACCCGAUUGCUGUACUCGUUGGCCGUGGACGGUUACGCACCCCGCUUUUUCGGCAACUUGAACCGCUUCCAGAUUCCCUGGAUCGCCGUCUUCGCUAGCUCAAUCAUCAGUGGACUCUGCUUCGGUGCAAGCUAUAUCGGUGCAGGUCAAUUGUGGAGCUGGUUGCAGAAUAUCGUCGGUGUCUCCAACCAACUAUCCUGGAUCUGUAUCGGCAUUGCGUCUCUCCGCUUCCGUGGCGCCAUCCGUGCCCAAGGCCUUGAGCACCUUCUCCCCUUCAAGAAUUGGACCUACCCAUACGGCCCCAUCUUUGCGAUCGGCCUUAACACCGUUCUCGUCCUGGUGCAAGGCUGGUCGUGCUUCAGCCCACACUUCAAGGGCGUGAAGUUUGUUUCCUAUUACAUCGAAAUCGCCAUCAUGGUCGUCAUGUACGUUGGCUGGAAACUUUUCAAGCGCACACGAUUUGUUCGCACUGCGAAUAUGGACCUUCGCACUGAUCGGUACGAUGGCGGCAUUGACGACGAGCAUAUGCCAGAGGAUGUCGAAGAGCCGGAGCGAAAAGGAAUACUUGGCAAAUUCCAGCGCUUUGGGCAGUGGCUAUUCCUAUGA
Molecule: messenger RNA, 1602 nt
Organism: Penicillium pulvis
Lineage: Eukaryota; Fungi; Ascomycota; Eurotiomycetes; Eurotiales; Aspergillaceae
Product: amino acid permease
Exons: 5
Coding region: 1-1602 (533 amino acids)
Biological process (GO): amino acid transmembrane transport
Cellular component (GO): membrane
Molecular function (GO): amino acid transmembrane transporter activity
Source: RefSeq, a predicted model, not a curated record